AUGGCGACGUCAGGCUCGUUCUCGACGGCGGUUCCAGCAUACUUUCGCCAUCCCGCGCCGCUCCUGGACAAUUUAGAAACUGACACCUCGAGGCUCCAAAGUGCAACCAUCAACGAAUGUUUGCCGUUGCUAAAUGCCGUGGAAGAUCCCACACGAAGUCCAUUUGACUUUAAUGAGUUUGGGCUGCCGAGUUUGGAGAAAGAAGAGCAUAUCCAAUUCUUGCAAGAGAACCUUGGCGAAUUUCCUCCUCCAUUUGUUGGCAUCGAUGCUAGCCGUCCGUGGAUGGUAUAUUGGGCACUGCUAGGUCUUUAUCUCCUGGGAGAAGACGUGUCUCCGUUUCGUUCCAGGGUCGUCAAAACAUUCUAUUCAAUGCAAAAUGCGAGCGGAGGUUUUGGAGGCGGCUUUGGGCAGUAUUCGCAUUUGGCCGGAACAUAUGCAGGCUUGCUAAGUCUAGCACUUGUCGGUGGGCAGGAAGCCUACUCUUUGAUCGACCGCGAGGCAAUGUGGCAUUGGCUAGGGCGAUUGAAAGAGAAGGAUGGGGGUUUCCGGAUUUGUGAGGAGGGUGAGGAAGACGUUCGGGGAGCGUAUUGCGCCUUGGUUGCUCUCUCCCUCCUAAGCCUGCCUCUUUCGUUGCCGCCUGAUUCACCUGCGCGCGAGGCAGGCUUUGAAUUGUUCACGGAUGGUUUGGGCGAGUAUCUCUCCCGUUGUCAGACCUACGAGGGUGGGAUUGCGAGCUCGCCAGGCAGUGAAGCGCACGGGGCUUAUGCUUUUUGCACCAUCGCCUGUCUGUGUCUUCAUGCAGCCCCCCAUGAAAUGUCUUGCUAUGUUGAUAUAGACGGACUUCUUUCGUGGCUUUGUGCCAGGCAAUAUGCCCCUGAAGGGGGAUUUGCUGGACGGACCAACAAGCUCGUUGAUGGCUGUUACAGUCACUGGGUAGGAACUUGUUGGCCGUUGGUAGAGGCAGCCUUGGAUGGCCCUCGAGACACUCCUAAAGGUAUGGGCAGAAAUGUGAGUGAGAACCUCUACAGCAGCGAAGGCCUCUCCAGAUAUAUACUUUGCUGUUGCCAAGGUCCUCAAGGUGGACUGAGAGACAAACCAUCAAAGUUGCCAGACUCUUACCACACUUGCUACAAUCUAGUUGGGCUGAGUAACGUUGAUCACGCUCACACAUAUGAGAACCCAGGAAGUUCAGAGCCCUUUGCAUCAGCCUUCACCUGGGAAGCCGCUAGAGCGCAAGUACCGAGUGAAAGUGACCCGGGUAGCGUUUUCGACACCGGUGCUCAUGUCAGAAGUCUCAACCCAGUCUUCGUGAUACCUCAUAAUCGGGUCCUUGAGAUGCGCACAUGGACAGCUGCCAGGCCACUUAAGACUGCACUAUGA
Molecule: messenger RNA, 1380 nt
Organism: Exophiala spinifera
Lineage: Eukaryota; Fungi; Ascomycota; Eurotiomycetes; Chaetothyriales; Herpotrichiellaceae
Exons: 3
Coding region: 1-1380 (459 amino acids)
Biological process (GO): protein farnesylation
Cellular component (GO): protein farnesyltransferase complex
Molecular function (GO): protein farnesyltransferase activity
Source: RefSeq, a predicted model, not a curated record